UUUACCUCAAAUAUACCCAACAAAAGCAGAAGCUUCGGCAUUUUAUCCUCUGCUUCUUCUCUCUAUCCCUCGUCUCUUGCGUCAUAGAUGGCAACUCCAUCUAGGUCUGAGGUCCUCUCGCUCUUUCGUUCUCUCCUGCGAACGGCGCGUCAAUUUCCCGAUUAUAACAUCAGAGAAUACACCAAACGCCGCACAAUUGAUGCCUUCCGAGAAAAUCAGAGCCUCUCCGACGCUUCAUCCAUCUCCUCCGCCUACGCCGGCGGCAAAGCUCAGCUCGAGGUUGCGAAGCGGCAGGCCCUUGUUUACUCUCUUUACGCGCCUAAGGUCAAGAGCAUCAUGGAUGUAAACCUCUGAUUUCCAUUUUUUUUGGGUUCAAUGAAUUUGUAGUAUUUGAGAAUUUUUGUGAGAAUCGAACUGUAAAUUGACAUUCUGUUGUUAUCAACAAUGAGCAAAGUUCUUUCCUUCGCCUUCUGAAGUUCUCUUGCGAGCUUAAUUUCGAAAGGGAAA
Molecule: messenger RNA, 507 nt
Organism: Benincasa hispida (wax gourd)
Lineage: Eukaryota; Viridiplantae; Streptophyta; Magnoliopsida; Cucurbitales; Cucurbitaceae
Source: RefSeq, a predicted model, not a curated record